Molecule: messenger RNA, 708 nt
Organism: Cooperia oncophora
Lineage: Eukaryota; Metazoa; Nematoda; Chromadorea; Rhabditida; Trichostrongylidae
Source: the annotation of a GenBank genome assembly
AUGACGGUACGCCUCCCCGAUCGAGAGAACGAGUUUCUCAUUAAUCCUUUUGGCCUAUUGUAUCAUGAAAUAACCGCCAGUACUCUGGUGAAGGUGAAUCUCAAGGGGGAAAUACUUGAUGAAGGAACCACCGAUAUGGGUAUUAAUCAGGCCGGCUUCACCCUGCACUCUGCGAUCCAUGCGGGCCGUGAAGACUUACAGUGUGUUAUUCACCUACACCUACCAUCAGUGGUGGCCGUUUCAGUCAUGAAAUGCGGCUUAUUGCCACUAUGUCAGGAAGCAAUGAUCGUUGGUGAGGUUGCCUACCACGACUAUCAGGGCAUCCUAACCGACCUAGAAGAACGCGAGUCACUGGUGAGAGACAUGGGCUCACAUAAUGUCAUGAUCCUACGAAAUCAUGGGUUUGUCGCCGGUGGACGGACCAUCGAAGAGGCGUUCCAUUUUGCUUAUCACUUGAUUCUCGCCUGCGAAACUCAGGUUCACGUGAGUGGUCCGUCCCUCAUUGAGCAGAUAAUUAUGCCUUCAGAUGAGGCCGCUAGGAAAGCAAAAGCGACUGCUAGUAGCGGAGGUGGUGGCGUGAAUCUGAAAGAAGGCGCUAUCGAUAAGAAGUGGGGAGUGGGCGAGCUGGAAUGGGAAGCAUGGAUGAGACAACUCGAUGCGAUGGUACGUUUGAAGUGGCUUUCCUCUGAGGUACAACCCUUUUUUUAG